This is a messenger RNA of Calidris pugnax (ruff), 2654 nucleotides long. It is a transcript of the gene GPR15, whose product is annotated as G protein-coupled receptor 15. The coding region runs from base 30 to 1136 and encodes 368 amino acids. The record is from RefSeq and is a predicted model, not a curated record. Gene Ontology annotation, biological process: immune response; G protein-coupled receptor signaling pathway. Lineage: Eukaryota; Metazoa; Chordata; Aves; Charadriiformes; Scolopacidae. The transcript has a single exon. Gene Ontology annotation, molecular function: G protein-coupled receptor activity. Gene Ontology annotation, cellular component: membrane.
GGGAGCUCAGAGCCUUCCUCAGAGUGGCGAUGAGGACAGCUUGGCCAGAAAUGGAACUCGCCCAGCUUUCGCCCGUGACUACAGUCACUUUCAACUAUGAUUACUACUAUGAUGACAACUGCCAGUAUCAGCAUCUGCAACACAUGUCUACUUUCCUCCCUAUCCUGUACACUGCUGUGUUCCUGGUGGGCAUCGUUGGCAACUCCAUCCUGAUAGUAGCCUUGGUCUUCAAGCGACGGGUCCAGAGGCUGAUCGACAUCUUCAUCAUCAACCUCGCUGCUUCUGACUUCAUCUUCCUCAUCACGCUGCCAUUCUGGGUGGACAAGGAGGCGUCAGACGGGAGCUGGAGGGUAGGAUCUUUCCUCUGUAAAGCUAGUUCCUAUGUCAUCUCAGUCAACAUGUACUGCAGCAUCCUCCUCCUCACUUGUAUGAGCGCUGACCGGUACCUUGCUAUCAUGUAUCCCUCUGUCGCUCGACGGGUCAGAACAAGAUCCUAUUCCAGUGGACUCUGCAUCUGUGUCUGGUUAUUAUCCUGCUGCUUAGGGAUACCAACUCUUUUGUCCAGAGAACUGAAGAAGCAGUAUGGAAAGACUUACUGCACAGAUAAAGCCGUGACAGAAGACAAACAGGUCGUGUCACUGAUGCUUUUAAUCCUGGCCUUCUUCUUCCCACUGUUGAGUAUCUUAACCUUUUACUGUUCCAUCACCAAGAGACUCUGUGUGCAUUAUCAGAAAGCUGGGAAACACGAUAAGAAACUGAGAAAAUCCAUUAAGAUUGUCUUCAUAGUAGUGGCAGCUUUUGUUAUCUCCUGGGUUCCCUUCAAUCUUUUCAAGCUUAUGGCCAUCCUUUUGGGACUCCUGAAGCAGCCCGACUGUUUUCCUGACAUGAUUGCCCAGCUGGGCAUGAAGGUGAGCAGCCCUUUUGCUUUUGCCAAUAGCUGUGCCAACCCUUUCAUUUACUAUUGCUUCGACAACUACAUCCGCAGAGCCAUGCUCCGGUGCCUGUGCCCCUGGGUGAAAAUCACCAGCAGUGGCAGCAGCUCUGAUACUCUGGACACUCGCCUGAGCCACUCCUUGUCCAAUUUUGUUGCGGGAGAGUACGCUGCUAGGAAGAGGAAGCGCUCUGUGUCCCUCUGACUCUGCCCCUUCCUCCAAGUCCGGACUGUGGAGGAAGAAACUUCUCUCUCCAAAGAUGGCAGAAAAAGAAUUAAAAAAAAAUAAAUAAAGAAUAAAAACACCACCGAGCUACAGAGGUGCAAGUGUAAUGCAGACAGCGCUUCAGGUGGAAGGAAUGCUGCUUCCUUUCAAACGCAGAUAAACGGAAUAGGAAACCUUAACAACAGAAUUAAGCUGUGUCACUGCAUGGUGUAAAUCUGAAACCGUCGUACCGAGAAAUAUCCACAAAGCUUACGCUGGAACCCCAGUACAAGUGCUACAACUACAGAAAAGAAUCAUGUGAUUCGGUCAAAGCUGCUGCGAGGCAAACUUUGAACUUAAAUGUAUAUAGGUUUUUUCUUCUGUGCAGAGCAAGAAAAACAACACAACAGAAAGGUUUCUUCUGUUUGGUUCCUAGCUCACCCACAAACACGUCCCAACGAACUCAAACCAACCUGAGCAAUUCUGGUUUUCUGGAGGUUUUCUGAAUUUAGAAAUUCACUGGUUUAAUGAAUUUGUGUGUUACUGGUUCUCAGAACUUGAGUCUUGUGCGUUUUUCUUUGUCUCAGCUUCAGUCUCCGUCAUAUUAUGGCAUUAAAUCUUAGUUUUAAUCACAAUAAUUAAAUUAAGUUUCUAGCCCCUGUGAUUUCAGAAGAUAACUUGAAGGCAGAGAAACCAGAGGACAGGCAAAAGACAUCCUGCAUUUAACCACCUUCUUAAAGGAAAAUAAAAAGACCAACAAAAAACUCUUGUGCUUUUUAAGACUUUUUUGAGGAUCUGACACAAUUUCUGACUGCUUGGGUUGUCGUAUAAUGGUACGAUAUUGUGUGCCGUUCGAAGUCCAGAUCUGCUUUGUUUAGCUGCAACCAGUUUAUGUCAAGACAUACGCAGUACGGCUACUUUCUCCCACCGGAGUCAGUCAAAUGCACAUUUGCCUGAAAAGCAAAAUUAGCCAGAGUUUCACAAACAUCUGAGUGAUUCUCCGUGAGAUGCACGAAGCAUCACAGAGAAUGCUUACAAACCUUGCGUGCAGGGAUGCUUGCAGAAAACAAAUUUUAAAAGACCAGUGUUUUAAUUAAUUUACAAAGUUGAGCUCUGUAAAUAAAACAGCUCUAUAAAGCUGGCUUAUUCCUAUCCAACAAUCUCUGGGAAAUGCAAAGGUCUUGCAUUUAAUACGUUGUUGGGAAGAUAUCACUUGCCCAACUGGUGUCAAGCCUGACAGCAAAUGGGGUGGGGAAACAGAAAGUUCUGUAUUUUUAACACCUGUAGUACCUCCUAGAUUUACAAGCUGAACAAGUGUGGAGCAAAUAGUUAAGCAUCUCAUCAGAAAACUGCUACUGAACUUUUAUAAAGCUGACUACAUCUAUUUUAUUAAAUCUUUUAUAUCCUUCUAAAUGCCAAUGAUUGAUAGAAAUGUUUGCUUAAGACAAAGAAACCAGGGUACAAUGUUUUAAUAUGCACAGUUAAAAUAAGAAUUAAACUUCUGACAGCACUGGAUAC